AUGGCACCCAUCCAUCCAUCCCACAAUCUGCUCUCUCGCGCGCCAGCAACCACCCUCACACCCUGCGCCGGCUGCCUCGACCCCAGCAAAGUAAACAACAAAAUCUACUUUUCCCUCUUCGCCCUAAUCUUCCUCUUCAUCGUAAUUGGCAGCAUUUGGUUCUUCUUCCACGCCAAACAUGGAGGUUUCCACUGGCAGCAAGGCGAUUUUGAAGAUUGGAAGUCUCAGGUUUUGAGGAAAAGGGAUGAAUUUGGGAAUACGGUUUAUUCGGCCAAGUCGGUAGUGGAGAGGCCGAGGAAGAGUGAUAGGAUGGCGGCGAAGAGUGUGGUGGGGUGGGAUGAGAAGGGGAGGAAGGGUGUUGUGGCGGUCAGGGGCUUUGGGGGUAGUCAUUCGGUGUAUUACUCUGAUGGGUUUACGCGGUACACUGGAGGGGAUCAGAGUGAUGCGUUGACUUCAAUCUCUCGCAACCACCACAACAACGAGAAGAGAGCUGCGAAAAUCAGAGGUGGCUAUACAGCUGCUCCUACCACGACUGAUCAUUCACGCCGUUACCGCGACAGAGACCUCCGCGACUAUAAACAUGAGAAACCUGCCAGAGUGGGUGGCAUGAACAGAUCUGCAGAUGGAACUUCUUACCUUCAGAGUGAUCGCAGCGACACAGUCACCGACACUUCUUCCGCAGCGCCAAUCCUGCACUCCAAAGAUAAGAAGAGGGAAAAGGCAGAGAAGAGAGCAGCAGAAGAUGCAGCACGCAUGGAGAGAAAAUGGCGCAAGGAAGCCGAACGAGCUGCCGCCGCCCUCGCCAAAGAAACUACUUCCGCCUCUCCUAUUCCUCCCGCCGCAGUGGCAAAGAAGUCCUCUCAUACGCCAGAAAAGCCAAAGAGUGUAAAGAGAGAAGCAUCACGUUCCCGCUCCUCGAGUCCGAAGAAAAAGGCAAUUCCCAGACAGAGAGAAUAUUCCUUUAGUGGCGCUCCAGACGAGACUUCCACAACCUAUACAGGAACCUACACCGCAUCCACCACAAACCGCACGAAUAGCAGUUAUUACGAUGCUUAUCGUCCUUUGGCUGCUGCUUCCCCUGCUGCAUCCCCUGCUGUACCCCCAGAGCAGAGAAGAGAACAACGCAGAGCCGAACGACGCGAAAGUUCCAGCAGACACACCUCUGCAUCCCCCACCAAACAAGUCAGAGGACCUAGAUACGAGAGUUCAGGCAGCAGUGGAAGAUACGAGAGAGUCAGAGGUGGAGAGAAGAAAAAGGGAGGUAGAGAUGUUAUGGCUGGGUAUAGAAGGGGAAUGGAUAGUUUGGGGAGUGAUAGCGAGUAA
This is a messenger RNA of Aureobasidium subglaciale EXF-2481, 1323 nucleotides long. RefSeq lists its product as uncharacterized. The record is from RefSeq and is a predicted model, not a curated record. Bases 1 to 1323 code for a protein of 440 amino acids. The transcript has a single exon. NCBI's taxonomy places the organism in Eukaryota, Fungi, Ascomycota, Dothideomycetes, Dothideales, Saccotheciaceae.